Miscanthus lutarioriparius is the source of this 1167-nucleotide messenger RNA. The record is from the annotation of a GenBank genome assembly. Lineage: Eukaryota; Viridiplantae; Streptophyta; Magnoliopsida; Poales; Poaceae.
AUGGCGCCGCAGCCGCUGCCGGAGGAGCUGGUGGAGGAGAUCCUGCUCCGGUUCCCACCCGACGACCCCGCGCGCCUCGUCGACGCCGCCCUCGUCUCCGGCGCCGGCUUCCGCCGCAGGUUCCGCGAGUUCCACCGCACCCCACCCCUGCUUGGCUUCGUCUCCAACAUCCGCAUCCAAGGCGACUGCGGCGCGGCCAAAUUCGUCCCCACCUGCUCUUUGCCCGCGUCCCAAGUCCACAGCCGCUGGAGGGGGCGCGUCAUCGACGCCCACCACGGCCGCGUCCUCCUCCACAGGAUCUCCGGUGGUUGGGGUCUCCCUGGUCCGAUGUUCUUAUGGUCUGGGAUCCUACCACGGACGAGCAGGAAGAAGUGCCCAUUCCGCCUGUGCCACGGUACUCACACAACUGGACAGCGGCGGUUCUCUGCGCUGCCGGCGGCCCCUGCGACCACCUUGAUUGCCGCCGGGAUCCCUUCCUCAUCGUUUUCGUGGGCUAUGAUCGGGAACAUGUCGAGACAGUCCUUUGCACCUACUCAUCCAGAAAUUUCUUGGAUUCAAAUGCCACCUACAUGCUCCAGCAAGUGGCCUUAUGUGCUCAAUACUACAGAGGGUGGUGGACAUGGGUUUGCCACCAUACUUGAGUCCUCAAAACUCUACGUGUGGUCCAGGGAUGGUGUUUCUGAAGUAGAUGCUACAUGGACACAAAGCAGAGUCAUUGAGCUUAAGACACUGCUCCCUGUUCAUGCUGUCUUGGCCUCACCUAGAGUGCUUGGCUUCACAGUUGGUACUGGUGUCAUUUUUGUGAGGUCGAACAAUGUUCUUUUCGUGAUUGAUUUAAAGACAUAUAAGGUGAUUAAGGAGAUUUCCAUGGCAAACGAGAUCUACACCAUCGUUCCUUACAUGAGCUUCUACACUCCAGUGGCAAUGCUCUCAAAUAGUUUCAACAGAAGUCCACUGGAUGUCCUUGCUAAAAUGUGUGUGUGGCAAUGCUCUCAAAUAGUUUCAACAGAAGUCCACUGGAUGUCCUUGCUAAAAUAUAUUUUUAGUUCACUUACAAAUGAAAAGCAUGGAAAGGUUGAAAGGGUAGCUGCUAUGGAGACUGACUGGAGAGUCAGAGCUGAAAGUUUGAGAAACAUCCACACACCAUACAUGAGUAAUGGUUUUUGA